AUGUUGCAUAGAAACGGCUGGAAAUGCAUUCCUAAAGCUCCUGAAUUCAAAGAUUCUUGUGGUGGGACAUUCUCUGAGAUCCGCGGUAAGAUUCGCUCAUCCACGGAACCCUACAGUGACUGUGUUUGGCAUAUACAAGUGAAGCCCAAGUACAGAGUAACACUGAUAUUCACAAAGUUUGACGUAUCCUCAGAGCAUGGUUGUAAUGAGAACUAUGUGGAGGUCUUAGUAGGAAAUAAAGACUCCAAGGGGAAGUUCUGCGGUAUGAAGAACCCACCUCCCAUCAUCAGCUCAUCAUCUGGUAUAAUCACCAUUCACCUCCACACUGACCCCAACAGUGUCUACUUCCUCCCAUACUUCUCAGCAAAGUAUGAGGCCUCACUCAAACAACCAGAUAGGUGUUAUGACAAGAUCACUGGUGAAGGCAAUAUUACAAGUCCAGCAUUCCCAAAACGUUAUUCCUCAUUUCUAGACUGUACUUGGAAGAUUAGUGCUCGCAAAAACCAACAUGUCCGCCUGUUUUUUGACGUGUUUGACUUGGAACCUACCAAGCAAUGCUUGUUUGAUUAUGUUGAGAUUAGAGAUGGGCGGAAUAAACUCUCACCUCUGAUUGGUCGAUAUUGUGGCUCAAGGACCCCAACUGCAAAUUUUACAAGCUCUGGGCGUCACAUGUGGGUGUCAUUUGUCAGUGAUAAUGAUGGAUCUGGUCUCGGCUUCCUUGCCUAUUACUUCCCUGUACCCAUUGCAAACAAGACACCAGAUACAAGUACUCAACAGGAACUGAUACAUUGAUACUCAAUACAAUCUAGGACCUUGCUGAUAGUCAAUAUGAGAUACUAGCACUCAAUACAAUAAUAUUGUAAGACCCAAAAGGACCACACAAAAUGAAAAUGAAAUACUCAACUCAAUGUGGAAUUUCAAUACUCAAUUCAAUAUGGAACUUGCAUUAUACCUGUUAAAAUUCAGAACCUCAGAGAUAUUUCAUACACUCUAGGAUCCGAGAUACUCAGAUCAAACUAGAACUGUAUACUCAAUAUAAUCUGGAACCCCAGAUCCAUCUUUCUAAUGCCUCAGUCACAUUUGCUCC
Molecule: messenger RNA, 1087 nt
Organism: Owenia fusiformis
Lineage: Eukaryota; Metazoa; Annelida; Polychaeta; Sabellida; Oweniidae
Source: the annotation of a GenBank genome assembly